Molecule: messenger RNA, 994 nt
Organism: Acanthopagrus latus (yellowfin seabream)
Lineage: Eukaryota; Metazoa; Chordata; Actinopteri; Spariformes; Sparidae
Product: interferon a3-like
Exons: 7
Coding region: 420-974 (184 amino acids)
Biological process (GO): defense response; response to exogenous dsRNA
Cellular component (GO): extracellular region
Molecular function (GO): cytokine receptor binding
Source: RefSeq, a predicted model, not a curated record
AGAGGUGAAAUAUCACGACCACAAGAUGGAAACUGAGUCUGGUGGAGAAACUCUGCUGCCGUGGGAAAUCAUAAUCAUCACGGAGGAGACGUGAAGCGGAAGUUCCCGCGGAGAGAAACUGAAAGCGACUGCGGCUUCUGACGCUCAUUCAUCAGAAGAGAUCGGUGACAUUUCACCGUGUUUCAGCUCCAUCAUGGAGGACAGAGAGACGGAUUCUCCUCCACACGGGGAGAUUUUGACUCUAACGAGUCAAAUCCGAAAGGUGUGUGACGUCAUCCAGGUACGCGGAGACUGAGAAGCCGCGUGUGGAAAAUGAAAUGGUGCUACAAUAUAAAUGAAGCGCUGCAGGUCUGCUCCAACACAACACCAGGACACAUCCCAGUCUGCUCCUGACAAACAGCUCCUGGAUCAGUGUGAAGAUGCUCAGCAGGAUCUUGUUGGUGUGCCUGUCUCUCAGUGUGAACAGUGCAGCCUCCUCGCUCAGCUGCAGAUGGAUCACGGAUGAGAAAUUCAGACAGCACAGUGAAAACUAUCUGCAGCUGCUGGAUACGAUGGCUAAUAACUCCACUAACAGCACUGAGGAUGAUGAAGUGAAGAACACCUUCCCUGAACAUCUGUACAGCCAGGCGUCCAAAGCAUCAGCUGAGGAUAAACUUGCCUUCACAGCUCAGGUUCUGAAUGAGACGUCUGUCCUGUUUGAGGAGGAUCACAGCUCGGCAUCAUGGGAGGAGAACACAGUGGAGAACUUUGUCAUCGUUGUGACCCAGCAGGCGGACGAGCUUCGCUCCUGUAUCGGGAGCCACGGACACAAGAAGAAGAACAAGAAGCUGCACAUGUACUUCCAGAGACUGUCCAGCCACGUCCUCCAGAGAAUGGGCCACAGUGCUGAAGCCUGGGAGCUGAUCAGGAAGGAAGUCCAAUUCCAUCUGAUGAGGGCAAACCAGCUGGUUACAUCUGCAACCAGAACCAACUGAAACCUGUCACAUCAACCAUC